GAUAGCCAAUUUCGGAUUAGUCUUUCACGCACGGUAGACGCGAACGAACGAACGGUUUCCAUUUCGGGUGCCGUUUUUUGGUAACCGUUUGGUUGAAAAUUAUCAUCAAUCAGUUGUUGGAUUUGUUUUCGUUGCUUCCCAUCGAAAGAAUCGUUUGCAAUGAGCUUCUGCUGAUAAAUCGUCCGUUUGGCGGUGACUGUCGGUAGCUUCGCUACAAUUCAAGUGCCAUAAAUCGUCGGUGUUGUGAUUUGAGAUUCAAUCGAAAGAAGGCUACCAGAAGGUUUAGGUGAAAGGUGUGAAAUGAGUUACGCUCAGAGGAAGAAUUUCACCAUCCCGGUGGUGGACAUCGAGUCGCCGGACGCUCGGGACGAUCAGAAGUUACUGGGGAGUCCCUUCGAGAAGCUGUCUCCGAUCAUAAUUGGUGGACAUGAGAACGGCUACUCGCAGCUGCAGAACAAUAUGAAAGGUAGCCCGUUAACACCGGUCACCCCGACGACACCACUCGUUUACACCCCACGAUCGCCAUCGUUGGGUCGGAGAAGUCGAGCAUUCCGGCCGGGAACAACGCGCAAGUACCGCAAGCGGGCGAUUCUCAAGAGCGGUGAGUGCAACAUCACCACGUCCAAAGUUUCCCAGCAGCACAUACGCUUCCUGCAGGACAUCUUCACGACGCUGGUGGACGCCCAGUGGCGCUGGACGCUGAUGGUGUUCGCCUUCAGCUUCAUCGGUUCGUGGUUGUUCUUCGCGGUGAUUUGGUGGCUGAUAGCGUUCACACACGGUGAUCUGGAGGAGCUGCACCUACCGGGUAAUCAAGAUGAGGUCGGGUGGACGCCGUGUGUGUUUAACAUCAAAUCAUUCACAUCGUGCUUCCUGUUCUCGAUCGAAACCCAGCACACGAUCGGUUACGGAGUUCGCACAACGACGGAGGAAUGUCCGGAGGCGAUUUUCAUCAUGUGUUUCCAAUCGAUCUACGGUGUAAUGAUUCAAGCCUUCAUGGUGGGAAUCGUGUUUGCAAAAAUGACCCGGCCGAAGCAUCGCACCCAAACGCUGCUGUUCUCGAAGAAUGCCGUCAUUUGUCAACGCGACGGGGAGUUGUGCUUCAUGUUCAGGGUUGGUGAUAUGCGCAAGAGUCAUAUCAUAGGGGCUAGUAUCAGGGCGCAGCUGAUUCGAACCAGGACCACGAAAGAGGGCGAGGUUUUGGCACAGUAUCAAAGUGAGCUGGACGUGGGUGCGGACGGAUCUACGGGAGAUUUGUUCUUCAUCUGGCCCCAAGUUGUGGUGCACCGUAUCAACUCGGACUCGCCGCUCUACAAUAUGUCCGCGUCGGAUUUGCUGCAGGAUCGGUUUGAGAUUGUGGUCAUUUUGGAGGGAACGGUGGAAUCGACCGGUCAGUCUACGCAGGCCCGAUCGAGUUACGUUAACUCGGAGAUUUUGUGGGGACAUCGAUUCGAACCGAUGGUGUUUUACAAUAAGGAAAGCCAAGGAUAUGAAAUUAAUUACAGUAAGUUCGACGAAACGCAACAGGUUGAUACGCCGCUCUGCUCCAGCCGCGAGCUUGCGGAGUUCUACAAAAUUCAGGAUGAAUUCAGAAGCAAUGAUAAUAUUCUCGAUCACGUGUCAUCGAAAACGCUGCUGGAGAAGCGCUGGAACUUCAAGUACCGCUCCCUGAUGGACACCAUCAGUCAGUACAAUCUGGAGGACGAAACGGGUUCGCUGCGUCUCGGCCGGCAUCCCUCGAAUCGGACCUACCUGACGAUACAGGGCGUCCCGAGGAGACAGCGCUCGUAUCAGCAGCUGGAGAGCAAUCUGCGAAAUUUGUUCGACACUCCGUCGCCUUCACCGCCACCACCACCACCACCACCGGCUGUGAAGAGGUCCCCGAGUGUUACCCCACCGCCGACCAUCGAUGAGGGGGUAUGUGACAUUGAAAGUAGUACCCAACAAAAUCCGAAUGAUGCGAGGAGAGAUGCGUUUAAUAGCAGUUGAGAGAGUUUCGGAAAAUUUUACGAAGGACUCGAUCGAAAUGAUAGAUAUAUGAAACUCAAGUUAUUAGGUAAAAUAGCGUUAAGAAAUGAGGGUAUUAUUGAAGAAGCAAGUGAAAACAAAUCGAAACAAUGAUGAUAUUAGAAAUGUG
Messenger RNA from Toxorhynchites rutilus septentrionalis, 2134 nucleotides. It is a transcript of the gene Irk2, whose product is annotated as G protein-activated inward rectifier potassium channel 3. Gene Ontology annotation, molecular function: inward rectifier potassium channel activity. NCBI's taxonomy places the organism in Eukaryota, Metazoa, Arthropoda, Insecta, Diptera, Culicidae. Gene Ontology annotation, cellular component: plasma membrane. The record is from RefSeq and is a predicted model, not a curated record. Gene Ontology annotation, biological process: potassium ion import across plasma membrane; regulation of monoatomic ion transmembrane transport. Bases 301 to 1986 code for a protein of 561 amino acids. The transcript is spliced from 4 exons.